Cuscuta campestris is the source of this 909-nucleotide messenger RNA. The record is from the annotation of a GenBank genome assembly. NCBI's taxonomy places the organism in Eukaryota, Viridiplantae, Streptophyta, Magnoliopsida, Solanales, Convolvulaceae.
CAAGACCGGCCCGUUCGUGAAAUUGAAGGGAUGAAAUUGGACGUUUGUCCAGAACUUUGUCGCCGGCGUUCGGCAGAGGCAUGGCGUCGUACUUCGCAACAACCGGGCCGGCCGGAAUCGGUGUUCUUAACAGAAAACACUACGGGUCUGAAUUGCGAAGCGUCCCUCUCCUGGACCCGUCCUCAAUCUCUUUCCUCAGAGUUGCGCAAUCCAUUUGCCGCCAGAAACUGGACGUUUCUCACAAACGUAGAGCCACUCCCGGCGGAUCUCCGGGCCUGUACUCGUCGCAGCAGUUCGAGCUCACUCCGGAAAACGUGGAUAAGGUUCUUGACGACGUUCGCCCUUACCUCAUCGCAGACGGAGGAAACGUCGAUGUAGUGGCCGUCGAGGACGGCGUUGUUUCUCUCCAGCUUCAAGGAACAUGUGGGAGUUGUCCUAGUUCAACAACCACAAUGAAAAUGGGAAUUGAAAGAGUGCUGAAAGAAAAAUUUGGAGAUGCUCUCAAGGACAUCCAACAAGUGAAUUUAGAAAACAUAACUGAGACUACUGUUGAGGCGGUGAAUGCGCAUCUUGACAUCUUAAGGCCUGCCAUUAGGAACUAUGGAGGGAGUGUGGAUGUUGUAUCGGUCGAGGGGAAUGGGGAUUGCCACGUGAAGUAUGUGGGACCAGAAUCCAUUGGGUCCGGCAUCAAAGCGGCAAUCAAAGAAAGGUUCCCAAACGUUGUUAAUGUUGUGUUUACUUGCUAGAUAGGAAAUUCCAUCGCUCUUUUUGUUACGCAUUUUGCUUGUACAUUUUCAUUGUGAGUGUGAAAGUAAGAAGCAAAAGAAGUUUUGCGUGUGUCAAUUACAACUCCUUUAGCUCCAUUGGAAAUAGACAUUAAGCGUGAAUAAAGAAAAAAAAUCUAAAUUA